AUCUCGCGCGCACCCUCAGUCGCCGCUCGAGCCCAGUUGCCUCGCUGCUCCGGCGGUUGCUGUCAAAGUCAGGCCGACAGCAGUGGCCAGGGGCCGGCAGAGAGGGACACAGGGACAGGGGCGCUCCGAGCCAGCAGCGAUGAAUCCCGUCGGUUGAACAUCAGCGGAGCCCGGAUGUUACACAAUGAUGCUGGAUAAAAAAACGGAGGGAAACGAAUUAGCCGCCGGUGUUUGACUAUUAUGGGGGUCGGGGGAUGAAAAGCCGCCUCGUCAUUUCGUUUUUAGUCAAUUUAUUUUUCGAUGCGAUACAAAAGUAGUGAGAAUGUAUGAAUUAAAGGAGCCCUACGAAGGAGUAAAUUAUGCCAGCAACAGACACCCUCUAUCUACUGACGGACGGGGUUUCCAGUCAAACUCCGAAUUAUCCAGGCCAGCAGCACUGUCCUGGCAAGCUGCUAUUGACGCGGCGAGGCAAGCUAAAGCUGCCGCAACCAUGAACUCAACCACGGAAUCCAACAGUGCAGCAGCCCAAAGAAAACGCCAGCAAUUCGCCAAGAGCAAGAAGCAGCAGGGCAGUACAGUGAAUAACAGGCCAGCCCGUGCCCUAUUCUGUUUAAAUCUCAACAACCCUAUUAGAAGAGCCUGUAUUAGUAUUGUAGAAUGGAAGCCAUUUGAUAUCUUUAUAUUGAUUGCUAUUUUUGCCAAUUGUGUGGCCUUAGCUGUUUACAUACCUUUCCCAGAAGAUGAUUCCAACUCAACUAAUCAUGACCUGGAAACAGUAGAAUAUGCCUUCCUUAUAAUUUUUACAAUUGAAACAUUUUUGAAGAUUAUAGCAUAUGGACUGCUGUUACACCCCAAUGCUUAUGUAAGAAAUGGAUGGAACUUGAUGGACUUUGUAAUUGUAAUUGUGGGCUUGUUUAGUGUUGUUUUGGAACAACUAACCAAAGCAGAAAAUGUGGAUGGACAUGCAACUUCCACUGGCAAACAUUCAGGUGGUUUUGAUGUCAAAGCCCUUAGAGCCUUUCGUGUAUUGAGACCUCUAAGACUUGUAUCUGGAGUACCUAGCUUACAGGUUGUCUUGAAUUCCAUCAUCAAAGCCAUGGUUCCUCUUCUACAUAUUGCUCUACUGGUAUUGUUCGUGAUUAUCAUUUAUGCUAUCAUAGGACUGGAACUAUUUAUUGGAAAAAUGCACAAAACAUGUUACUUCGGCAACACAAAUGUGAUAGCGGAGGAUGAACCAGCACCUUGUGCAUUCUCAGGGAAUGGUCGCCAAUGCUCCAUGAAUGGUACAGAAUGCAGGGGCGGGUGGCCGGGUCCAAAUGGAGGCAUCACAAAUUUCGACAACUUUGCUUUUGCAAUGCUAACAGUUUUUCAGUGUAUAACCAUGGAAGGAUGGACUGAUGUCCUUUAUUGGAUGAAUGAUGCCAUGGGAUAUGAAUUACCUUGGGUCUAUUUUGUCAGUCUCGUCAUCUUUGGAUCUUUUUUCGUUCUUAAUCUUGUACUUGGUGUAUUGAGCGGUGAAUUUUCUAAGGAAAGGGAAAAGGCAAAGGCCAGAGGAGACUUUCAGAAACUACGUGAGAAGCAGCAACUUGAAGAUGACCUCAAAGGAUAUCUGGAUUGGAUCACUCAGGCAGAAGACAUUGAUCCUGAGAAUGAAGAAGACAUUGAGAGUGCAGAGAGACGAAAUCCAAAUAUCCCUGUUGGUGAAACUGAAUCUGAUAACACAGACCAUGCUGGCAGUGGAGAGGGUGAUAACGCAACAUGCUGCGGAUCAUUAUGCAUCCGAAUUUCUAAAUCAAAGUUCAGCCGGCGCUGGCGUCGUUGGAACCGCUAUUGGAGGAGAAAAUGUCGAGCUGGUGUAAAGUCUGUUACUUUCUACUGGCUAGUUAUUAUCCUUGUUUUUCUCAAUACAUUAACCAUUUCAUCAGAACAUUAUAAUCAACCUCUUUGGCUAACGUUUACUCAAGACAUUGCAAACAAAGUCCUACUGGCUCUAUUCACAUGCGAGAUGUUAGUGAAAAUGUACAGCCUGGGUCUGCAGGCAUACUUUGUUUCCCUUUUUAAUCGCUUUGAUUGCUUUGUGGUGUGUGGAGGAAUCAUUGAAACCAUCCUGGUUGAGUUUGAAAUUAUGUCUCCUUUGGGAAUCUCAGUCUUUAGAUGUGUUCGGCUUCUCAGAAUAUUCAAAGUGACAAGGCACUGGCAAUCAUUGAGUAACCUGGUAGCCUCAUUGUUGAACUCAAUGCGAUCCAUUGCUUCCUUGCUGCUGCUGCUUUUCCUAUUUAUUAUUAUCUUUGCACUGCUGGGAAUGCAACUUUUUGGUGGCAAAUUUAACUUUGAUGAAACACAAACAAAACGGAGUACCUUUGAUAACUUUCCACAAGCUCUUCUCACUGUAUUUCAGAUUUUGACUGGUGAAGAUUGGAAUAUGGUGAUGUAUGAUGGAAUUAUGGCGUAUGGUGGACCAUCCUCUUCAGGGAUGAUAGUUUGUAUAUACUUCAUCAUUCUGUUCAUAUGUGGUAACUACAUCUUGCUGAAUGUCUUUUUGGCCAUUGCUGUUGAUAAUUUAGCUGAUGCUGAAAGCUUAAAUACCGUGCAAAAAGAAACUGAGGAAGAAAAAGAAAGGAAAAGAAGUGCCAGAACUGCCAGUUCAGAACAAAGAGUGGAUGUGAAAUAUGAACUUGAUGGAGUAAGCGAAAACAAUGACAGGACAGUACUUACUGGCACUCAGAUUUCUAUUGAUGAAGAUGAUAAGGAUCCUUAUCCACCCAGUGAUGUGCCAGAUGAUGAUGAUGAACCAGAAAUACCAGUUGGACCUCGACCUCAAAGGUUGGCAGAUCUGAACUUGAAGGAAAAAAUUGUGCCUAUUCCAGAAGGGAGUGCUUUCUUCAUCUUCAGUAAUACCAAUCCGAUCAGAGUGGCUUGUCACAGACUUAUAAAUCACCACAUCUUUACAAAUCUGAUCCUCGUGUUCAUUAUGCUUAGCAGCAUUUCCUUAGCUGCAGAAGAUCCUAUACGUAAUCAUUCCUUUCGUAAUAAUAUUCUUGGUUACUUUGACUAUGCUUUUACAGCGAUCUUUACUGUUGAAAUCCUGUUCAAGAUGAUGACAUAUGGAGCAUUUUUACAUAAAGGUUCUUUCUGUCGAAAUUAUUUCAAUUUGUUGGACAUCCUAGUUGUGGGUGUGUCACUUAUUUCUUUUGGAAUUCAGUCUAGUGCUAUUUCAGUCGUGAAGAUCCUUCGUGUUCUGAGAGUGUUAAGGCCUCUUCGAGCAAUCAAUAGGGCGAAGGGACUCAAGCAUGUUGUUCAAUGUGUGUUUGUUGCUAUUCGAACCAUUGGCAACAUCAUGAUUGUUACAACUCUUCUGCAGUUCAUGUUCGCUUGUAUUGGGGUGCAGCUAUUCAAGGGCAAAUUCUACCGUUGUACAGAUGAAGCAAAACAACUCCCUGAAGAGUGCAAGGGAACUUAUAUUCUUUAUAAAGAUGGCGAAGUGGAUCAUCCUGUAAUUCGUGAUCGGGUUUGGCACAAUAGCGAUUACAAUUUUGACAAUGUCCUUGCAGCUAUGAUGGCAUUGUUUACAGUUUCAACGUUUGAAGGCUGGCCAGCCCUGUUAUACAAAGCCAUAGACUCAAAUGGAGAAAAUAUUGGUCCCAUCUACAACAAUCGAGUGGAGAUUUCUAUAUUCUUUAUCAUCUACAUCAUUAUUAUUGCUUUCUUCAUGAUGAAUAUCUUUGUUGGUUUUGUGAUCGUCACAUUCCAGGAGCAGGGAGAACUGGAGUAUAAAAACUGCGAGUUGGACAAAAAUCAGAGGCAGUGUGUAGAAUAUGCUCUGAAGGCCAGGCCACUUCGCAGAUACAUCCCAAAGAACCCCUACCAGUACAAAUUUUGGUAUGUGGUAAACUCAACUGGGUUUGAAUACAUCAUGUUUGUCCUCAUCAUGUUGAACACGCUUUGCUUGGCUGUACAGCACUAUGAACAAUCUCCAUUUUUCAACUACACAAUGGAUAUCCUCAACAUGGUCUUCACUGCAGUGUUUACUGUUGAGAUGGUUUUGAAGCUGAUAGCUUUUAAGCCGAUGCACUAUUUCGCUGAUGCAUGGAACACUUUUGAUGCCUUAAUUGUUGUUGGUAGCGUCGUUGAUAUUGCUAUCACAGAAGUUAAUCCUUUUUCAAAGCCAACAGAGAGCCCCCCUACAGGGGAACCUGGGAGUUCAGAGGAAAGUUCCAGAAUUUCGAUUACCUUCUUCCGUCUCUUCCGUGUAAUGCGAUUGGUCAAAUUACUGAGUCGUGGUGAAGGCAUACGCACAUUAUUAUGGACUUUCAUCAAGUCCUUUCAGGCUCUUCCAUAUGUUGCCCUUCUUAUAGCCAUGCUGUUUUUCAUCUAUGCUGUAAUUGGCAUGCAGAUUUUUGGCAAAGUUGCCUUGCAAGAUCAUACACAGAUAAACAGAAAUAACAACUUUCAGACCUUUUUCCAAUCUGUUCUACUUCUUUUCAGAUGUGCCACUGGCGAAGCCUGGCAAGAGAUCAUGUUGGCGUGCAUGCCUGGAAGACGCUGUGACCCAGAGUCAGAAUAUGGUCCAGGAGAAGAGUUUACAUGUGGUAGCAACUUUGCUAUCGUAUAUUUCAUCACAUUUUACAUGUUAUGCGCCUUUUUGAUUAUAAACUUAUUUGUGGCUGUUAUCAUGGACAACUUUGAUUAUUUAACACGCGAUUGGUCCAUUCUGGGUCCUCAUCAUUUGGAAGAAUUUAAAAGAAUAUGGUCUGAAUAUGAUCCAGAAGCAAAAGGGAGAAUAAAACAUCUUGAUGUAGUUACUUUACUUCGACGUAUUCAGCCACCGCUGGGCUUCGGAAAACUUUGUCCUCAUAGAGUCGCAUGCAAGAGAUUGGUAGCUAUGAAUAUGCCCCUGAAUAGUGAUGGAACGGUAAUGUUCAAUGCAACCCUUUUUGCCUUGGUGAGAACAGCUUUGAAAAUCAAAACAGAUGGGAACUUAGAUCAAGCUAAUGAGGAACUGAGAGCUGUUAUUAAAAAAAUCUGGAAGCGAACGAGUAUGAAGUUGCUAGAUCAAGUGGUCCCUCCAGCUGAUGAUGAUGAGGUAACCGUGGGGAAGUUCUAUGCCACCUUCCUGAUACAGGACUACUUUAGGAAAUUCAAGCGACGUAAGGAACAAGGCUUGGUAGGAAAGCAACCCAGAAAGAAUACUACAGUUGCUCUUCAGGCUGGACUUAGAACUCUACAUGACAUGGGACCGGAAAUUCGUAGAGCAAUUUCAUGUGAUCUACAGGAAGAGGAUAUUAUUGAAGGGACUCAAGAAGAGGAUGAGGAUAUAUACAGAAGAAGUGGUGGCCUGUUUGGCAACCAUGUCAACCAUGUCCCUGGAAAAGAACAAAACUUCGUCCAGCAAACAAAUGUUACACAGCGGCCCCUGCAAGUUAAACGACCUUCAACUCCUCCAAUAACUGAUUCUGAAAAAUCACUUCCUUUGUCCAACUUUGAGAAUUCAAUAUCACAUAACCAAUUUAAUCACAGUUUUUCAGGAAAGGUAUCACCAAAUUCCACUAAUGCCAAUCUCAAUAAUGCCAAUGUGUCCAAAAUUGCAAAUGGAAAGCACCCCAGCUCCUUAAAACAUAAGCAAAACUGCAACUCCCACACUUCGUACAUUGAAAAACCAAAGAAGUCAAGCAGCAGAAGAACACGGUAUUAUGAAACUAACAUUAGAUUUGAUUCAGGUGAUGGUUUUGUGCCUACCGUUUCUCAAGAGGAGCCAAAGCCAGAUGACUGGUUUGAGGAUGAGCAUUAUUCAGGAGAUCAGGAAUAUUUUAGUGGGGAGGAGUAUUAUGAAGGAGACAGCAUGCAGUCAGUGGAUAGGCAAAUACAUAGUGACUAUCUGAAUCAAAUUCGAAGUAAUGACCUGGAUUUUGAAAGACCAAAGGGUUACCAUCACCCCUGUGGUUACUAUGAGGAAGAUGAGCCGAGCAGUUAUGCUGGAUACCGGCGCUCACCUAAGCGACGAUUGCUUCCACCAACACCCAUAGCAAAUCAAAGGCCGUCUUUCAAUUUUGAGUGUCUACGCAGACAAAAUAGUCAGGAUGAUGUCUCACUAUCGCCUAUAUUCCAACAGCGUACGGCUCUUCCGCUACAUUUAAUGCAACACCAGGUUAUGGCUGUGGCAGGAAUGGAUUCUUACAAAAGUAGAAGACUGUCACCAGCACGAUCAACACGGUCAUGGGCAACACCUCCGGCUACACCACCCAGCAAAGAGCGCUCUCCAUACUACACUCCUCUGAUCCGUGUAGAUCGUGUUGAAUCCAGAGAAAAUGUGAAUGGUAAUCCUCUCUUAAUGAGCAGGAGCUCUUGGUAUACCGACGAUAUUGACAUUCCUUACAAAAUCUAUACACCAUCAAAUCUAGCUGUUCCCAAUAACUUUUUACAGCGAUAUUAUGAGAAACGAGGGAGUGCAGACAGUCUGGUAGAAGCUGUCCUAAUAUCAGAAGGUCUUGGACGAUAUGCAAAAGAUCCAAAAUUUGUUUCAGUUACUAAACAUGAACUUGCAGAUGCCUGUGAUAUGACCAUUGAUGAAAUGGAAAGUGCCGCAAGCAGUUUAUUAAAUGGCAAUCUUCAUAAUGGAACUAGUGGGGAUGUGUUUCCUGUUAGAAACAGGUGUGACUAUGAAUUACAAGAUUAUUACCCAGGAUACAGUGAUGAGGAGACAGACACUGGGAUAUAUGAAGAGGACCUAGGUGAUGAAAUGAUAUGCAUCACUACUUUAUAGCAUAUAUUUAAUGUGGAAGAUUCAAUUAUAGAAAAAUGAUGGAAGUGCCUCACAGUCAAGGAAUUCUUACGGCACUAGAUAGAUUAAGUGACCAAUAAGAGUUUCUUCCAAGUGAUAGCACAAUGGUCCAAACUGAUGGCAAUCUGAUCCUAUAACCUCUGUUUGUCCUCUGAUACAGCUGUGUGAUAUGAUCACAACAUGGUCAAUCUAAAUAAGUAUGCAACAGUCAAAAUCUAAUAGCAAGUAAGUCAAUGAAGACCAAGGAGGAAAAUCUUAAAAUGAAGCAAAACCACAUUUUUACCAUUCAAGGCUAUCAUUUUUCCUCGGUCAGAAUGUCAUACAACUUGUAAUGUUAAAGGAAGCAUUGUAUUAUUUCUACGACUACAAAAGAUGAAAGGGAAGAUAUUACAAAGGUGAUGACAAUCAAGGAUGACAGAUGUCAUUACUUAAGAAAUACAUUUGGACUUACAGUUGAAAGCAAACGUUAGCAUAUCAAAAGAUUUGAAACCAUCAGACAUAUCUUUUCACUUCAAGUUUUUCAUUCAAAUACGAACCAUUCUCAACAGCUUUUUAAAAUCCAAGCAGAUCUGAAAAAAUAUCUUUUUUAGGGGGGCACAGAGGAGUACAAAAUUAUUAGUGUUUUCUGAAAUAUUUAAGAGUUUACAUAGGAUAUAUCAUUUUUGUCUUACUGCAUUAUCUGCUGUUGUGGAGAGAAAACCUAAUUUUAUUGUUAAGAAAACUCUGGUCAACCUACUUUGGAAAUGGGAUUCAUCUCACUUUCAAAGUUAAUUAAAAGUAGUUUCCUUCAGUUGCAAAGUAGAGAGAUUGUAUAUGGUUGUAACAUAAAGAUAACAAAUUUGUAUUUGUAAAGAGAUGUUCUAUAUUUUGUAGUUCUGGUACUGUGACUGAUAAUCAGCAAUAUUUAUGGUUCCAAAUUAUUGUCACUUAUUCUAUAGAUUACUGUUAUUUUUUAAUGGGACUACAAAUUCAUAAGUAAAUGUACUGAUAGAGCUGCCUUUUAUUUGAGUAUGAUGCAAGUUUAACUUUAGGGUUUGUGCGAAGUCUGGAGCCAAAGGAAAAUCUUUGGCAAGCAAUUAUUAAUCAAGGUAAAAUGUAAACCUAACUUUACACAGGAUAUGCAAAGAUGAUUGACUUGCACUCUUACUUAGAAUGACUAAUAUUUAAAAAUAUUUAAGUCUUUAGUACAUUUCCAUUUUUUUCCUAAAUCAUUUAUAGCAUUUGAAAGUUUUCACUGCAACAUUCAUUUUACUAAAAGCUAGUUUACUAAAAUAACAUCAUUUGACAUAAAUUUCAACCUGCAAAAUCUGAGCAGCUCCUUUUAGUUUUUUUGAUCUGGGUGGUUUUAAAAACACAACUUGAUUUUUGCAUAUCUUGUUUAACACUUUCUCAUUGGUAGAAAAACUUGCAGUCAAGAUGAAUAAUUUUGUUAUCCACCGAGGUUAGCUAUAUAUUUCUGUUAAUGUAAUUAUUAGUAUUCCCAAUUUACUGCUGAGGGCUAUAACUGCAUGCAUCCCAAGGUAAAGUUCCUUUUGUGACUGUCCUUCAAAUGACAUUUAUCAAUAUAUACAUAAGUAGUCUGAGUUUCGUUUAAACUAAACAUGCCCAUUUAUACACUUUAUUUCUAAUGCACAAAAUACUUCACAGAGCAGGUCUUUCUGAAUUAUCCAACAAUGCUUUUUUUGCUAUGUACGUUUUCAGAAUUUUUAAUAUAUAUUUUAAAUGAUGGCCUGUUUAGGUUGCAGGUACAUCAUGAGUAGCAGCCACUAAAAACUUUUAAACUGUAUGCAUUUUUAAACACUUCUAUAUAUUCUAUUAGUAACAAAAACUAAAACAAGAUAUUUUACCUCAGUCAGGGAUAUAUAGGGUUUUAAACUAUUUUUAUUUCAUACCCAGGGUAUUCUUGAUCUUCAGCAUGGUGGAACAGCAACCUGUGAUUGCACAACUGUGUGCAAUCUUCAUGACUACUUUUAUAUGAAGUAAGCCUUUUGUGUAGUAUGGUAUUUGUAAUAUCAGUUUCUAAGGUUGAUUAUUUUGUGAUUGUAUGUAUGGUACAGUAAGGUCUGUGUAUGUAUUUUCCAUACCAGUGUGCUGGAAAAUGUAUAUACACACAGUGUAUAUUUCUGUAAGACAGCACUGGAAAUAUAUUGGCAUUGAAACUCAAGUAAAAUCAAGUUAAUUUCUCAUGAGACAAGGCUGAGCUGUCAUUAUGUGAAAAUUAUGGGUGACCUUUGGUCUUUCAGUACUUUUCCUUUUAGUCCUAAAAGAAUUUGCUGUUCUUCACAUUAGAUCAUUAUAAAUUUAUUUUUCACAAAAAUACAGAAGUAAAUAUUUCAUUAGAUUACAGCUUUUGUAAUACUUGUUCUUGCAUAUCUUUACCUGUCAUGUACAAUGAUUUUUUUCUGACAUGCCUGCCACAUCUUAAAUAUUGAAAAUGCUGGAGAAGAUCAGCAUGACUGGCAGAAUCAAUGGAGAAAAGAAGUUAGCAUUUCAAGUCCAAUGACCCUUUGUCAGAUGUCACUGGACUGGAAACAUUUAACUGUUGAUCUCUCCACAAAUGCUGUCAAAUUUUCUGAGUUUCUCAACAUUUUGUUUUUGUUUCUGCCACAUCUGAUAAUUCUUUAAGGUGUCUGCUAUUGCCUAACUCAUAUUUGGGUUGUACACACUAUAACUUAUUUUUCUUAAGGAACAGAACGCAUUGAUAAGUUUUCCUGUAUAAAAUAAACAAGUAAUUAAAGUGUGUCCCAGAAAUUUGCUAGUUGCUACAUGACACAUGAUACUUCAAAUGUUGAACAUUAUUUGUAAGUUAAGC
Stegostoma tigrinum is the source of this 9590-nucleotide messenger RNA. Its product is annotated as voltage-dependent L-type calcium channel subunit alpha-1D-like. The transcript has 48 exons. Bases 323 to 6760 code for a protein of 2145 amino acids. Gene Ontology annotation, biological process: calcium ion import across plasma membrane. Gene Ontology annotation, molecular function: high voltage-gated calcium channel activity. Lineage: Eukaryota; Metazoa; Chordata; Chondrichthyes; Orectolobiformes; Stegostomatidae. Gene Ontology annotation, cellular component: voltage-gated calcium channel complex; membrane. The record is from RefSeq and is a predicted model, not a curated record.